Phyllotreta striolata is the source of this 2124-nucleotide messenger RNA. The record is from the annotation of a GenBank genome assembly. Lineage: Eukaryota; Metazoa; Arthropoda; Insecta; Coleoptera; Chrysomelidae.
AUGGCGCCCAUGAAGGACGCGAACAUCGUGAAAAUAGCCGUGGAAAUGACCGAUCAGGUACCGCAGCUGAUCGAAUUCAAUCAAAAGCAACCCCUGGCUGGUAUAAUACAGGAAUUGUGCAACGGCUGGAAUCUCACGGAGCCCGAACAGUACGCUCUGCAAUUCAACGAAAACAACAACAACAAUUACAUAACCGAAAAGAACCGCAACGAAAUCAAAAACGGCUCGGUACUGAGACUGCAAUUCUCCCCAUCGAAGACGGCCCAAGAUAUCCUUUUGAAACUAAACACCGGCACGCCCGACGAAAAAGCCGCAGCUAUGAACAAACUAUCGAUACUCAGCUCGGACAUUACCUUCGCUUUGGACUUCAUCAACAAACAGGGCCUGUCGUUGCUCAUCAAGCAGAUCGAAGGCGCCAAAUGCAAGGGCGUCGUCCUCGCGCACACUCUCAUAUCCUUCGUCGAACUCAUGGAGCACGGCAUCGUCUCCUGGGACAUCCUCAACGGCGAAUUCAUCUCUAAAGUAGCCAACUUCGUUAACACUCCGCAAGAAGCGCAAGUCACCCAGGCAGCUCUGUCGAUAUUAGAGAACGUAGUGCUGAAUAGCACCGAAGGUUACGGCCAGGUCGAACGCGAGAUCCCCAUCGGGUCUUUAGUGACCCAUUUACAAUCCACUCCGGUAGUUCAACAGAACGCCGUGGCGCUCAUAAACGCUCUACUAUCCAGAGCCGAUGUGACCAAACGAAGGACUCUGGUGGCUACGUUAACAUCGAAACAAGUCCGCACUGUUAUACAGAAUAAUAUACUCCAAACGGGCGCUGCGAAAGGCAACGAAAUGGCCCAUCAACUGUACGUUCUGCAAACGCUCAUGUUAGGCCUGCUCGAGCAACGCAUGAUGACCAAAAUGGACCCUCAGGAUCAGGACGGUCACGAUAAGAUCAAGGAGCUGCGCCGCAUAGCCUUCGAGAGCGAGGGGGCGUCGAGUUUGAGAGGCCCCGGCGGCUUCACGAGGGACUACAAGAAACUGGGAUUCAAAAACGACAUCAAUCCGGCGCUGGAUUUCAACGAGACCCCGCCCGGGCUGCUGGCCCUCGACUGUAUGGUCUACUUCGCGCGCAACCACCCGGAGAACUACACGAAGCUGGUGCUGGAGAACAGCUGCAGGGCCGACGAGCACGAGUGCCCCUUCGGCAGGGCCGGCGUCGAGCUGGUCAGGAUACUCUGCGACAUUUUGAAAAUCGGCGAGCCGCCUUCGGAGCAAUGCGUUACGUACCAACCGCUGUUCUUCACGCACGAUCAUCCAUUCGAAGAGUGUUUUUGCAUUUGCAUAAUACUGUUGAAUAAAACGUGGAAGGAGAUGAGGGCUACUGCUGAAGAUUUCCAGAAAGUGGCCAGCGUGGCUCAGGAGCAGAUCGUUCGAGCGUUGGAAACCGUACCGGUGUCUUUGGAUCAAUUAAAAAUUAAAUUGCAUACGUUGACUUACAACGAAAUCACGCAACUGUGGCAAUCGGAGAGGAACACGAGAGAGGAAUGGGAAUCCCACGCUAGACCGGUGGUGGAACUUCGUGAGCAAAUCACCCCGGAUAUUAUGGAGCUGAUUAAACAGCAACGACUCGCUUUUUUGGUCGAAGGUACUAGAUUCACGAAGUACUCGCCGAGGGGUCGCAUAAAAGACAAAUUCUGGUACAUGCGCCUGUCUACCAACCACAAAGUACUCCACUACGGCGACUGCGACGAGAAGAGCGCCCCCUCGACCGAAGAACUCCAAUCGAAGUUAGCCGUGUCCGAUAUAAAAACCUUACUCGUAGGACGCGAUUGUCCCCACAUGAAAGGCCGCAAAGCCUCCUACCACCUAGCCUUUUCCCUCGCAUUAGAAGGAGCGGAUUUGCAAUCGUUGGACUGCGUAGCCCCCGACGAGCAGGCCUUCGCCUACUGGACGGACGGCUUGAACGCUUUGAUAGGCAACAGGAUGCAGAGCAAGGAGACCGAGAAGGACCUCGACACGUUGCUCAGCAUGGAGAUCAAACUGAGGCUGUUGGACGCCGAGGGGGUGGCCAUUCCGCAGGACCCGCCGCCCAUUCCGCCCGAUCCGCCCCACUAUCACUUCUGCUACGAUUUGAAGUGA